This is a messenger RNA of Seminavis robusta, 1008 nucleotides long. NCBI's taxonomy places the organism in Eukaryota, Bacillariophyta, Bacillariophyceae, Naviculales, Naviculaceae. The record is from the annotation of a GenBank genome assembly.
AUGAGAUCUAUCAGUUCCAUAGUGUAUACUUUUGCUUUUGCUAGCCUGUCGUUGGUGGCGGGGUUUUUGGUUCCUACUACUCAUCGGUUGGGUUCUGUCGUCAACAAGUUGGCCACAAAAUCGCCAGAUGUGGACACGAGCACACCAGCCUACGAAGAUCCCUCUGGAUUGUUUCGUCAUGGAAGCAGUGGCUACGUUCCUGCAGGAUUGACCGAAAAAGAGUACGCAUCUCUUCGUCAAAAGGAAGCAGAUCACCAUGCUCAAAUGAACUAUGCUGCCUGGGGUCCUCGCUUUCGUCCAUCAGAUGGCCCAGUGGCAGAUGACAUGGCUUGGAUGGUCAUGCCAGAGCUAUGGACUGGAACCACAACACUGGAUCAUAACGAUGAGACGGACGAUACCGAUGAUCCCCUGCCGCUAGGACCUGAUUUUUUGCAGCAUGCCAAGCCAUGGUCGCAUGCAGGAGGCAGUGCUGCUUGGGGCGAAACUUACCGCCGCUUUUCUGAGGGCACAUCUGUGCACCAAAUGGUGGCUGACUUGGCUGGCAAGACCAAUGAUGAUGGCUUGUUGGCAGCCAAAACUUGCGAGGUGGUUGGUCACAUUCUCCAAGGUGUUGCGCACCAUGGAGGCUGUGUCGACGGUAGCGAAGACGCUGAAAGGCUGGAUCUGGAUCGACUUGCCAUUCACGUCGCACCCCAUCGGUCCGAUUGGGACGCCAUGCAAAAGGCCGAGCUGCUUCUCGAGACGGACAUUACAUCCGCCCCAGAUUCUAAUGACGACGAAACUGGAGAGACGAUGCUGUGUGGAGCUGUCUCUCAAUCGGACUUUUUGAGAACUAUUCUCAAGGUUCGUUUUGAUACACAGGCGGAGAAGGAUGACGACGAUGAUGACCCGUUGAAGGAGUUUUCUGAAGAAGAUAUUGCCGAUAUGCAGCUUUGUCUGGACUGGUACAUUACUCUGCGUCGUAUAGGCAUUUCCUCUCCGUUUGAUGACGCUCCUUCCAAAGAAUAG